Messenger RNA from Guillardia theta CCMP2712, 1179 nucleotides. RefSeq lists its product as hypothetical. The record is from RefSeq and is a predicted model, not a curated record. The transcript has 2 exons. NCBI's taxonomy places the organism in Eukaryota, Cryptophyceae, Pyrenomonadales, Geminigeraceae. Bases 1 to 1179 code for a protein of 392 amino acids.
AUGCACGCAGAAAACACCAACACCCAAACAGAUCCAGCGCAUGCAGAGACUGGUCUUGGGACGCAGCUACCAAAUGCAUCACGUGGAACACAAAGAGACACAGCAGGAGAGAUGUACAAGAUGCGGUACAACAACCAUGCUGAAGGCUCGCGAACAAAGUCAGGCCGUUCAGAAUGGUUCUACUUUAGGUACAGGACACGCGGAGCUCUCGGCGGCUCCGUCCUCGUCCCCAGGACAUGGUGGGCCACCGUCCUAGACUUUGCUGGUGCAUUCAAGCUCCUCCUACAGCUCAUCAUGAUCCCUGACGCUCUUUCUGCUGUUCUGAUCUCUGUGGCAAGCGUGCUGCUGUAUGACAGGUACGGUUCGAAGUUCAGCACGAACAUGAACUGGGUAGCAGUGAGUAUCAUGCUGGUGUUUCCGAUCUCGAACAGCAUCACCAACGCCUUCAAGCGCAGAGAGCAGGCGAUCGCAGAGCUGUGUACCUUCCGCACACAAGUGGUCAAUAUCUUUCUCGCUCAUGCUGUGUGGGAUUGGGCAUCAUCUACAGGAUGGUACGGGAGGGACGAGCUGAGUACAGCUCCUCCUGCUCCCCCAGGUCAGUCUGACAGGAGGAUCAAGGCCAAGGGGCUGGUUGAGCUCAAUCGCAACCACCAAGCGCGGGUCAAGACCCUCCUGCUCGCCAUCGUGGACUCGUUGGAGGAGCUGCUGCUGGUGCCGCGGCGGGGGAGGAUGCGGCACAUGAACGGGUGCUGCGGGACGACGGAGAAGGAUCUGGUAGAGAAGGCAGAGAAGCAUGGGAGGGAUAUGCUGGUGAGAUUGAUCGGGCGACUGCAUCGGGCGACUGAAGAGCUCAAGGCUGCCGGCAUGCCAGGCAACGAGUCAAGCAGAUUGAAUCAGUACGUUAUGUUCCUCAACAAGUCCUUCGAGAACCUCUGGGCCUUCAAAGUCUACAGAACUUCCGCCUCCCUCCGCGCCCUCAGCCUCAUCACGACGCAGAUCAUGCCGAUGUUCUACGGGCCCUACUUCCUGCACAUCGCGCGAGGAGAGGGGAGCGAGAACAACGUGGGCUUUGCCUGCGCGUUUGCGAGCUUGAUCUCGGUGCUGCUUGUCGCUCUGAUCUCCCUCGAGCGACAGCUUGAGAAUCCUUUCCGGUUUGGGAGCACAGACACGAUCAGGUGA